AUGGCCAUCUCUGAAAAUGGGCCAGUCACUGAGGGCGAGGUACUGUCCGCGAGUAUUGCUAUUAUCCACUGGUAUCGCUACUAUCCGCCGGUACUAUUCGCUGCUCAUGGCUGGGUUGAACCAACUGCGUUUGACUACACUGCCAUGGCCCAAGCCCAGGCUGCUUCCACUUGGGAUAGCAAUGCUCGCAUUUACCAGUGGAGCGAUGAAGAUGUCGGUCUAGCUUUUGAGGAGCUUGAAGUGGAACUUUUUGGCUCCGCCGAAGAUCGCAGCAAGCACAUUGGCGGCGGUUUCGAUUUCUCAAGCAUUGAGACAAAGGCAGCCCUUGGACUGCUGCAAGACUUUGCGGCGGCUCCAAAAAGGUGUUCUUCGAUUGAACGACGAAACGUCGUGACCAUAGCCUGUUAA
This is a messenger RNA of Trichoderma virens Gv29-8, 408 nucleotides long. RefSeq lists its product as uncharacterized. The transcript has 2 exons. Lineage: Eukaryota; Fungi; Ascomycota; Sordariomycetes; Hypocreales; Hypocreaceae. The record is from RefSeq and is a predicted model, not a curated record. The coding region runs from base 1 to 408 and encodes 135 amino acids.